UUGGUGACAAUCAAAUAUAGGUGUAUCUCCAAGAAGACACUCAUUGCAGUCGGAGCUUCUGAGUCCCACAGAAAGGAAACCAUGGCUCUGAAUUACAGUCUGCUCCUUCUUCUCCUCGUGCUCCCUGGAGCUCUGCCUUUCAUUAUAAUUCCCUCGCAAGGCUCCAUGACCCAUGCUGACAUCACGAGGACGGCCAUCGUGCGCCAGCUCACCCAGGUGUGCAGGAGCAGGUCUUCGGCGGACGGGGCGGCCCUCGCGUUGCAGGACGAGGGAAUGUCUGCAGCAAGGCUGCUGACAACAUGCUUCCAACUGGACUCUCUUCCCAAAUUUGUUGAAGCUUUUGAAGUCAUAAAGGACAGUAAUGUCCGUGUGGACAUCCGGCACGUCUUUGACGAAGAGUACCACUUUGACUCCGAGACCUUCGAAGAUGGACGGAGCCUCAUUAGCUCAGGCCUGUCCUUCAUCAAAGGCAGCAUCCAGCAGGGCAACUUCCGAGAAGCCAGGGAGAGACUGGGGCAGAUCUGCCAUACCCUGCAGGAUUUCUACAGUCACAGCAACUGGGUCGAGUUGGGAAACACACUUCCCAACAGCAACCUGCUCAAGUCGGGUGUCUCCAUCGGCAAUAUUGCAGAUGUUAACACACCAACUUGCACAGACUGCAUAGACAACAACUGUGAAAACAACAUCCUCCCAGAAGUUAUUCAGCAACAGAAGUUAACCUCAGGAUACUUCAGCUUAACAUCGUCCCACAAACCAGACGGAAAGUGCAGUCAUGGUGGAAUCAUUGACCUCACGAGUCACCAGAGUCCCGUGGGAGGGAUCAACAAGGACAAGACGAGCGCCAGCCACGGACACCUGCACAGCACUGCGGCCGAAGUGGCCACCAAUGCCACCGUGCAGCUACUGGAGGACAUCAGAGUCUCUGUAGGAGAUAGCAGCUUCCUACGGCUCAUGGGAAUCACUCGCUCCUCGGUGCUCUGCUUCGUCAUCGACACCACGGGUGGUAUGUCUGAUGUCAUCAAGGAGGCCAAGAGGGUGGCGAGCUCCAUCAUCGACAGCACGCAGGGCACAGCAAAUGAACCUUCAGACUACAUCUUGGUCGCCUUCAACAGCAGCAAUGUCGGACCCUUGUCACACACUACCGAUUCAGGGAAAUUCCAGCAGUGGAUGUCGUCACUCACCGCCGGAGCAAAUGGGGCGCAAACAGUGUUGAGUCUCUCGGCCACUGAGAUGGCCCUCAGAGCAGUGCCAGCCUCCUCCUACAUCUUUGUCUUCGCUGAUGCUCCAGCAAAGGAUUCGUACUUGAUGAGCACGGUCACUGCGCUUAUCGAGAGUACACGCUCUGUGGUGAACUUCAUGCUGACAAAUCCCAUUGUCUCCCGACGGCGCCGAAGUUAUGGUGCGGAGUACGUCAGCCGGGUGUCAAACCCUGCAAACCAGCUGUACCAGGAGCUGGCCCAGGCCUCGGGGGGGCUGGCUAUAGAGGUCGCCGCAGCCUCCCUCCCCCAGGCCACCAACGUCAUUGUGGACUCCACCACCUCCGCACUGGCGACACUGUUGCAGGCAACGAGGAACCCAGGGAAAGCAGAUGAUUUCUCUUUCGUGGUGGACACAUCUGUCCAGAACAUGAUUAUGUACAUCACAGGCAGCUCCCUCAGCUUCACUCUGCAGAACCCGUCCGGAGUAUCCCAGAGCAGUGGGGUGACGAAUGGACCCCUGGGAACCAUACAGGCCGUGGGGAACCUGUACAGAGUCCAGCUGAACCAGCAGGUGGGACCGUGGAGAGUGAGCAUCAGUUCCAACCAGCCGUACUCUCUCAAAGUGACAGGUCAGAGCUCAAUCAAUUUCCGCUUUGACUUUGUGAAGACCUUCUCAGAACCAGUCUCAGGGUACAUAGUCACAAAGAGUCGCCCCAACACCGGGGGGAACGCCACGUUGCUUUUAACAGUUAUCAGCAGCUCCACUGUUAACGUCACCGAGGUGUCCCUGGUGGAGGUGUUGGGGUCAGGGAAGGUCAACGGCACCAUCAAGUCACUGGGACAAGGGGACUACCUGGUGUCUGUGGACAAAGUCCCAGAUUUCCAGUUUGGCGUCCGGCUGGCAGGGCUAUUAGACAGCUCUACGCAGUCCUCCAACGCACUCUUCCAGAGGCAGUCCAAUACUCAGCCGAGAUCCUCCAACCUGACCGUCACGGCCCAGAACAACAGCAUUCUGCAACCUGGGAGUCAGGUGACUCUUCCCUUUACCGUGAUGACUAACGGGACAGAGGGCACCUACACCAUCCUCAGCAGGGACGACCGGGGUUUUAUCACGUCUUACACCAGCAGCCUGAACCUGGUUAACGGGAGUGCUCAAGGCGUGGUCAAUCUCUCCGUCCCUGCUAACACACCGUUCUUCGGCAGCGACACCACCGUGAGCAUCGUGGCUGAGUCCCCCGGCACCAACGACACCAACUACGUUGUCCUGCGUCUCUCUGGUGCUGCCGAGGCGCCAAUUCUGACGCUGAGCCUGGGUCUCUGGGUCAGCCUGGUGGCCUCUCUUUGGCACCUUCUCCAGAGCUGAGCAGCAACAGUGUUACCACGAAGAACAACACUGUCUGGUAGUGUAAAUGGACCAGUUAUACCAACCACUCCAUCUACAUUCCCCCUCAUCUCCUUUGAGUUUUCAUAUUUUUGUCUGUUACAGGAUUUUAUUCUGAACCUGUCAGUUUUUUUGGAGUGAUUCAUUUUGAUUUAUUUGGGCUUUUAUGCACUUUGACAUAUCCUAUUCAGAAUAUCUCUGAAAUAUUUGGACUACUCACUGUUUGCUCAUAACCACUUGUAAGGGUGAAACGCGGUCUCUGUCUUCUUCACAAUGUUACUGAUGUAUUUCUAUAAAAGAUCUCUGCUAGGCCUGCAAGGAAGCCUUCAUCAUUUGUGCUCCAAUGAAUGAAUUCAGGGUGUCCCCCCCUUAGCCUUGCACCCAGUGCUUCCAGGAUAAGUUCCUCAUCACCAUGACUCAGGACAAGCAAUUAUUAAAAUUGGGUGGAUGGUUUUGAAUCAGUUAUUUGCAAUGUAUGUAUUCCUGGCACAGUGAGCAGUGCUGCCAGCUCACAGGGUCUCGGCCGUGAGAGAGGACAUGGGUUCAGUCCCUGCUCAGUCUGUGUGGAGUUUGCGUGCGUUUCCCCCACCGUCCAAAGACAUGCUGUUCCGGUGGACUGGUAUCUCUAGAAUCACCCAUAGGGUGUCAGUGACUGUUUCACUGGUAUGUAGGUGAGUAACUCAUUGUAACUAGAGUGCAG
Molecule: messenger RNA, 3280 nt
Organism: Scleropages formosus (Asian bonytongue)
Lineage: Eukaryota; Metazoa; Chordata; Actinopteri; Osteoglossiformes; Osteoglossidae
Product: von Willebrand factor A domain-containing protein 7-like
Exons: 16
Coding region: 82-2562 (826 amino acids)
Source: RefSeq, a predicted model, not a curated record